AUGCUCCCCGGCGGCGGCAGCGACGGAUGGGGACCUAGCGAGCACACUGAUGCAUGGAAUCAAGAGAAGGCCAUCCAGCGGGCAUUCUACGCAUUGACGAUCCCAAGGGCCUGGGACCUUAAUGGCUACAGCCCGGUGCUCGUCCGCUUCACUGGGGGCAAGAAGAACGGCUGCGACAUUGACGCCUCACGAUACUUUUUCGUUCACUGGGACGUCUACAACGUCGCUUGGAGGUGCUUUGAGGGUGAAUCUUGGAUUCUCGCCGGUGUUCGUUAUUCUGAGAAUUCCAUAUGCGGUCCUGGAACCCCCGGAAUGCCCUGCACCCCUCAGGUUCGAUGGACCCUGGACGUACUGGACGGCAUCGAAGAAAUCCGCGACGGAAAAUGGGGUGGUAUAACCAUAGACGAUUUGAUUCAUGGGGCGCACAACACGUGGCGUGCCAACGAUCGAACCAACAAACUGGGCGACCCCUCUACAUUUGCCACCCCAAAGUCCGGUCCUGAGACCCUCGCGGACCCCAGGCUGGACAUUACCGUACCUGGCUUCAUCCGCAUCCCAGUGUGUUCUGCCGAGGAGGUCAAAAAGAAUCUCGCCCUCGGACGGAAGCGGGCCAAUACUCCAAACUACCCUUGCAACUAG
Molecule: messenger RNA, 639 nt
Organism: Pyricularia oryzae 70-15
Lineage: Eukaryota; Fungi; Ascomycota; Sordariomycetes; Magnaporthales; Pyriculariaceae
Exons: 2
Coding region: 1-639 (212 amino acids)
Source: RefSeq, a predicted model, not a curated record